This is a messenger RNA of Pteropus alecto (black flying fox), 1124 nucleotides long. RefSeq names its product torsin family 4 member A (gene TOR4A). Gene Ontology annotation, cellular component: nuclear envelope; endoplasmic reticulum lumen. The transcript has a single exon. The annotation marks the transcript as partial. Gene Ontology annotation, molecular function: ATP binding; ATP hydrolysis activity. The record is from RefSeq and is a predicted model, not a curated record. Lineage: Eukaryota; Metazoa; Chordata; Mammalia; Chiroptera; Pteropodidae.
CCCGCGGAGCUGCCCCCGAGGACGCCGCGGAAGAAGCGCCGGCGCAGCCGCGUGGUGCUGUACCCCGAGACGGCGCGCAAGUGCCGGCCGCGCGCGGAGCGCCAGAGCCGCGCGCAGCGCUGCCUGCUGUUGCUCGUGGCCAUCGUGGGCUUCCAGGUGCUCAACGCCAUCGAGAACCUGGAUGAUAACGCGCAGCGCUACGACCUCGACGGGCUGGAGAAGGCGCUGCAGCGCGCCGUGUUCGGCCAGUCGGCGGCCGUGGGGCGCAUCGUGGCGCUGUUGCGGGACUACCUGGCCACGCACGUGCACAGCCGCCCGCUGCUCCUUGCGCUGCACGGCCCCAGUGGCGUGGGCAAGAGCCACGUGGGCCGCCUGCUGGCUCGCCACUUCCGUGCGGUGCUGGAGGACGGCGCGCCGGUGCUGCAGUACGAUGCGCGGCACCACUGUCCCGAGCCGCGCUCCGCGGAGGACUGCCGCGAGGAGCUGGCGCGGCGCGUGGCGGACGUGGUGGCUCAGGCCGAGGCGGAGGAGAUGACGCCGCUCUUGGUGCUGGACGACGUGGAGCUCAUGCCACCGGCGCUGCUGGACGAGCUGCACGGCUUCUUGCAGCCGCAGCGCUCCCACCAUUUCCACAACGCCAUCUACGUGCUGCUCAGUGGCGCCGGCGGCGCGGAGAUCACGCGCUUCGUGCUGCAGAACGCGUCCCGUGCGCUGCCCCCGCGCCCUGACGGUACCCACGGUGCCCGGGCCGAGGAGGAGCUGCGCGCGGGCCUGCGGGCGCUCCUGGUCCGCGAGCACCCGCUGUGGCAGGCCGCGGCCAUCGUGCCCUUUCUGCUGCUGGACAAGCGCGACGUGGUCAACUGCUUCCGGGACGAGAUGGCGGGCGAGGGCUUCUUCCCGGACCAGGCCCGCGCCGAGCUCCUGGCCGCGCAGCUCAGCUACUACAGCGUCGCUGGCCGCGAGUUCGCUGUCACUGGCUGCAAGCAGGUGGUGGCCAAAGUGAACCUCUUGUAGCAUAGGCGCAGCUGGACACGAUGGGACAUUUGGUGGCAGUACUGGAGAGUGCCCCUAUGGAUUUGCCUCAGGCCCCUGAGGCCCAGAAUAAACCUGUCUAUGGCGCCCCA